This is a messenger RNA of Cornus florida, 7289 nucleotides long. RefSeq names its product protein CELLULOSE SYNTHASE INTERACTIVE 3. Bases 425 to 6835 code for a protein of 2136 amino acids. The record is from RefSeq and is a predicted model, not a curated record. NCBI's taxonomy places the organism in Eukaryota, Viridiplantae, Streptophyta, Magnoliopsida, Cornales, Cornaceae. Gene Ontology annotation, cellular component: cellulose synthase complex. Gene Ontology annotation, molecular function: microtubule binding. The transcript is spliced from 7 exons. Gene Ontology annotation, biological process: anisotropic cell growth; regulation of cellulose biosynthetic process.
UCUCUUUCUCCGACACCCAAACUUUAUAUACAUAUAUAGAAAAAUAUACACACAGUCACACACACACACAUAUAUACACAUAUACGUAUAUACGUAUCGGUAUUGCUAUUUAAGUUUGUUUAUAAUAAAGAUAAACAAAUCAGAACCCAAAAAGAGGAAGGAAUGAGAGAAGAGAGAGAGAGAGAAAAUACACAGAAAGGAAAGGAAAGGAAAGGAAAGGAAAGGACUCAUACAUACUUUCUUCUUCUUCUUCUUCUUCUCUCUCUCUCUCUCUCUUCUCUUUCUCUCUCUACUUUCUCUUACCAAUCCUCCGUUUCUCCCUCCGUCGUCCACUGCGUUGACGGAGCUCUCAUUUCGGCGUUCUUCUCAGGCAUUUAAUUCUACCAGGGGCCAAGGAGAACGCUGAAGUGGAGUCUCUGUGCAGAUGUCAAAGUCUCCCUCUCCUGGACCAACUGUGCAGACACCCUUAUCUGCUUCUCGGCCUAGGAAACCAAAUGGAGCAACAGAAAUGGAUGAUCCAGAAAAAACAAUGUCUACAGUUGCUCGUCUCAUUGAGCAGCUACAUGCCAACGUGUCUUCAGCACCUGAGAAAGAACUUACUACAGCACGAUUGCUGGGUAUUGCCAGAGGGAGAAAGGAAGCAAGGACUCUUAUUGGUUCACAUGCCCAAGCAAUGUCUUUGUUCAUAUCUAUUCUCAGGAGAGGCACUCCCAUGGCAAAAGUAAAUGUUGCUGCAACGUUGAGCAUUUUGUGCAAAGAUAAAGACUUGCGGUUGAAGGUGCUUCUGGGUGGAUGCAUCCCACCAUUACUCUCACUUUUGAAGUCAGAGUCAAUUGAGGCAAGGAAGGCGGCAGCAGAAGCAAUAUAUGAAGUUUCAUCCGGUGGACUUUCUGAUGAUAUUGUGGGUAUGAAAAUAUUUGUAACAGAAGGUGUUGUACCCACCUUAUGGGAGCAGCUCAAUCUGAAAAACAAGCAGGACAAAGUGGUAGAAGGUUUUGUCACCGGGGCUUUGAGAAAUCUUUGCAGUGACAAAGAUGGGUACUGGAGAGCGACACUUGAGGGCGGAGGUGUUGAUGUUAUUGUGGGGCUUCUUUCUUCUGAUAAUGCUGUUGCUCAAUCCAAUGCAGCUUCUCUCUUGGCCCGUCUGAUGUUGGCUUUCAGUGAUAGCGUUGCCAAAGUAGUAGAUUCUGGAGCCGUCAAAGCCUUGCUUCAACUUGUGAGUCAGGGGAAUGAUAUUUCUGUCCGUGCCAGUUCUGCUGAUGCUUUGGAGGCUCUCUCCUCUAAGUCAACCAAGGCUAAGAAAGCUGUUGUAGAUGCAGAUGGUGUCCCAAUUCUCAUUGGAGCUAUAGUUGCUCCUUCUAAAGAGGUUAUGCAAGGGGAGGGUGGUGAGGCACUUCAGGGCCAUGCAACACGAACAUUAUCUAACAUAUGUGGUGGGAUGUCUUCUCUAAUACUGUAUCUUGGAGAACUGUCUCACUCUCCGCGCUUAGCUGCUCCGGUUGCUGAUAUAGUUGGUGCACUUGCAUACUCUCUGAUGGUCUUUGAGCAGAAAUCUGGUUCUGAAGAAGAGUCAUUUGAUGCGACACAGAUAGAAAAUAUUCUAGUAACACUAUUAAAGCCUCGAGAUAAUAAGCUGGUUCAGGAGCGUAUUCUCGAGGCCAUGGCCAGCCUUUAUGGUAAUGCCUCUCUCUCAAGAAGGCUUAACCAAGCAGAAGCAAAGAAGGUGCUAAUUGGACUUAUAACCAUGGCUGCUGCUGAUGUGCAGGAGAAACUGAUAAUGUCUCUGAUAAACUUGUGCUGUAAUGGGGUCGGCAUCUGGGAUGCCAUUGGGAAGAGAGAAGGGAUUCAGUUACUCAUGUCAUUGCUGGGAUUAUCAAGUGAACAGCAUCAAGAAUAUGCUGUUGAAUUGCUGGUUAUCCUGACUGACCAAGUUGAUGAUAGUAAGUGGGCCAUCACAGCAGCUGGGGGAAUUCCCCCACUAGUCCAAUUAUUGGAGACAGGAUCCCAGAAGGCAAGAGAGGAUGCAGCACAUGUUCUCUGUAAUUUAUGCUGUCACAGUGAAGAUAUUCGUGCCUGUGUAGAAAGUGCUGGAGCUGUUGCCGCGUUCUUGUGGCUUCUAAAAAGUGGUGGACCAAAGGGGCAGGAAGCUUCGGCUAAGGCGCUAACGAAACUUGUCCGUACAGCCGAUUCUGCCACCAUUAAUCAAUUGUUGGCUUUGCUCCUGGGAAAAUCUCCAACCUCUAAGGCCCACAUUAUUAAAGUUUUGGGACAUGUACUUACUAAGGCGUCACAAAGCGAUCUUGUGCAGAAGGGAGGUGCUGCUAAUAAAGGGCUGAGGUCUCUUGUCCAGGUUCUCAAUUCCUCUAAUGAAGAAACCCAAGAGUAUGCUGCUUCUGUCCUCGCUGAUCUAUUCAGCAAUAGACAAGAUAUUUGUGAUAGUCUCGCAACCGAUGAAGUUGUGAAUCCUUGCAUGAAGCUUUUGGCCAGCAAUACUCAAGUUAUUGCAGCACAGUCAGCUCGGGCCUUGGGUGCUCUGUCUCGUCCAACCAAGACUAAGCCUGCAACUAAAAAGUCUUAUAUUGCAGAAGGGGAUGUCAAGCCUCUGAUCAGGCUGGCCAAAACUUCUUCAGUUCAUGGUGCUGAAACUGCAUUGGCUGCUCUGGCCAAUCUUCUGUUCGAUCCCCAUAUAGCUGCAGAAGCGCUGGCAGAAGAUGUUGUUUCAGCAUUGACGAGAGUAUUGGGAGAUGGAACUUCAGAAGGCAAGAGGAAUGCAUCACGUGCCCUCCACCAAUUACUGAGGCAUUUUCCAGUAGGUUCUGUACUCACUGGGAAUGCUCAAUGUCGAUUUGCUGUUCUUGCUCUUGUUGAUUCCUUAAAUGCAAUGAAUAUGGAUGGGAGUGAUGCUGCUGAUGCUUUAGAAGUACUUUCAUUAUUGGCUAGGACAAAACAAGGUGUCGACUUCUCUUAUUCCCUAUGGUUUGCCCUCGCUGAAGCUCCGUCAAGAUUAGAGCCUCUUGUGCGCUGCCUGGCUGAGGGGCCUCCCGCUGUGCAAGAUAAGGCCGUAGAAAUCCUUUCUAGGCUUUGUGCAGACCACCCAGUUGUGCUAGGUGACCUGUUGAUUGCAAAAUCAAGAUCCAUUGUUGCCCUGGCUAAUAGAAUAAUAAACUCUACUACUUUAGAAGUGAGAGUUGGAGGGACUGCAUUGCUCAUUUGUGCUGCAAAAGAACAUAAAAUCCAAUCAAUGGAUGUACUUGAUGCGUCUGGAUAUCUAAAACCUCUUAUAGAUGCAUUAGUAGACAUGAUGAAGCAAAACUCCAGUUGUUGCGCUCAAGAAAUUGAAGUCAAAAGUCCUAGAGGUUUUGUGGAAAGAACCGUCUUCCAGGAAGGAGAUGAGUUUGAGGUUCCUGAUCCAGCCAUCGUCUUAGGAGGUACUGUUGCCUUGUGGUUGCUAUCAAUAAUCUCUUCGUUUCAUGCGAAGAACAAACUCACUGUAACGGAAGCUGGGGGACUUGAGGCCCUCUCUGACAAGCUUGCGAGUUAUACUGUCAAUCCACAGGCAGAAUUUGAGGAUACUGAAGGUAUAUGGAUAAGUUCCCAGCUUCUCGCUAUACUGUUCCAAGAUGCAAAUGUUGUCUUAUAUCCUGCAACCAUGCAUAUUAUACCCUCACUCGCGUUUUUGCUGAGGUCUGAUGAAGUGAUUGACAGAUUUUUUGCUGCCCAAGGAAUUGCUAGUCUUGUAUGCAAUGGAAGCAAGGGAAUGAAUCUUGCAAUUGCAAACUCAGGUGCAGUCACUGGGUUAAUAACCCUAAUUGGCUACGUAGAAUCAGAUAUGCCAAACCUCAUUGCUUUAGCUGAAGAAUUUUGUCUGGUACGAAACCCUGAUCAAGUAGCUCUGGAACACCUUUUUGAAAUAGAUGAUGUGAGAUUUGGAUCCACUGCACGCAAAGCCAUCCCUUUAUUGGUUGAACUUUUGAGACCAAUGCCAGAUAGACCAAGUGCGCCUCGAACAGCUGUUCGCCUCUUGACUCGUAUUGCAGACGGAAGUGAUACAAAUAAACUAAUUAUGGCUGAAGCUGGAGUUUUGGAUGCGCUGGCAAAGUAUCUAUCUUUAAGUCCCCAAGACUUAACUGAGGCCACUAUAUCUGAAUUAUUGAGAAUAUUAUUUAGCAAUCCAGAUCUUCUUCGAUUUGAAGCGUCAAUUAGUUCAUUGAAUCAACUCAUAGCUGUUCUGCAUUUGGGGUCAAGAAAUGCAAGAUUGAGUGCUGCUAGGGCACUGCAUCAAGUUUUUGAUGCUGAGAAUAUUAGAGAUUCUGAAAUAGCUAAGCAGGCAAUUCCGCCCUUGGUUGACAUGCUUAAUGCUGCAUCAGAGAACGAACAAACUGCUGCUCUUGUUGCCUUGAGCAAAUUAAAUGCAGGAAAUUCUUCGAAGGCUGCUCUGAUGACCUAUUUGGAAGGGAAUCCCCUUGAGAGUCUACGCAAAAUUUUGUUAUCCACUUCUUCGUUGGAAUUGAAGACAAGGGCUGCACAACUCUGUUUUGUUCUUUUUGCUAAUUCAAAAGUCAGAGCAAUGCCAAUUGCCUCUGAAUGCAUAGAACCCCUUAUGUCUUUGAUGCAAUCUGAUUCAGAUGCAGCUGUAGAAUCUGCUGUUUUAGCUUUUGAGAGAUUGUUGGAUGAUGAACAACAAGUGGAGCUUAUGGCAGCCUAUGAUGUUGUGGAUCUUCUUGUUGGUUUGGUUUCCGGGUCUAAGUAUCAGCUUAUUGAGGCUAGCAUUUGUGCUCUCAUUAAGUUGGGGAAAGACCGCACUCCCCGCAAGUUGGAUAUGGUCAAAGCUGGCAUUAUUGAUAAUUGUCUUGAGCUACUACCCACUGCACCCAGUUCGUUGUGUUCCUCUAUUGUAGAAUUGAUCCGCAUUUUGACAAAUAGUAGUGCAAUUUCUAAAAGUUCAGCUGCGACAAAAAUUGUAGAACCUGUUUUUAUGGUUUUGCUUCGUCCAGACUUCAGUCUGUGGGGACAGCACAGUGCGUUGCAAGCACUCGUGAAUAUUUUGGAGAAACCAGAAAGCCUUUCAGCUUUAAAACUUACUCCUAGUGACGUCAUUGAGCCUCUGAUUUCAUUUCUGGAAUCCCCAUCUCAAGCUAUCCAGCAGCUCAGCACGGAAUUGCUAUCUCAUCUUCUUGCACAGGAACACUUUCAGCAAGAUAUUACAACAAAAAAUGCAGUUGUGCCCCUUGUUCAGCUUGCAGGAAUUGGAAUAUUGAACUUGCAGCAGACAGCAAUAAAGGCAUUGGAAAACAUCUCUUUAAGCUGGCCAAAAGCAGUGGCUGAUGCGGGGGGUAUAUUUGAGCUUUCAAAGGUUUUUUUUCAGGAUGACCCUCAACCACCCCAUGAAUUGUGGGAAUUAGCUGCAUUGGUUCUCUGCAAUAUUCUACAUUUCAAUGCUGAUUAUUAUUUCAAAGUUCCUCUGGUAGCUCUUGUGAAGAUGUUGCACUCAACACGUGAGAGUACAAUUACAGUGGCUCUUAAUGCGCUGAUUGUUCAAGAAUCAACUGAUACUUCAAGUGCCGAACUGAUGACUGAAGCCGGUGCUAUAGAUGCGCUGUUGGACCUACUAAGAUCUCACCAGUGUGAAGAAGCAUCAGGGAAAUUACUUGAAUCUCUAUUCAACAAUGUGAAGGUACGAGAGAUGAAGGUUUCGAAGUAUGCAAUAGCACCUCUGGCACAAUAUCUGCUAGAUCCACAAACUAGAUCGCAGUCUGGUAGGCUUCUUGCGGCUCUUGCUCUUGGCGAUCUCUCCCAGAAUGAAGGACUUGCCAGAGCCAGUGACUCUGUUUCUGCAUGCCGUGCACUGAUAAGUUUGCUUGAGGAUCAGCCAACAGAAGAAAUGAAAAUGGUGGCAGUUUGUGCAUUGCAAAACUUUGUCAUGCGGAGUAGAACUAAUAGGCGAGCUGUUGCGGAAGCAGGUGGUAUAUUGGUAAUUCAGGAACUGCUACUGUCUCCUAAUUCAGAUGUCGCUGCACAGGCAGCGUUGCUCAUCAAAAUUUUAUUUGUAAAUCACACACUUCAAGAAUAUGUGUCAAAUGAGCUUAUCAGAUCUUUGACAGCCGCUUUAGAGAAGGAAUUAUGGUCAACUGCAACUAUAAAUGAAGAGGUCUUGAAAACCUUACAUGUCAUAUUCACCAACUUCCAUAAGCUCCAUGCUUCUGAAGCGGCUACUCUCUGCAUUCCCCAUUUGGUAGCAGCACUUAAGUCUGGUAGUGAGGCUGCUCAGGAAUCUGUAUUGGACACCUUGUGUUUGUUAAAACAUUCAUGGUCAACUAUGCCAAUUGAUAUAUCAAAAUCUCAAGCGAUGAUUGCUGCUGAAGCCAUCCCCAUUUUACAAAUGCUUAUGAAAACAUGUCCACCAGGUUUCCAAGAUAGGGCAGACAGCCUGUUGCAUUGCUUACCAGGUUGUUUGACUGUGACUGUUAAGCGUGGAAACAACCUAAAGCAGGUCAUGGGAGGAACAAAUGCUUUCUGUCAAUUGACGAUAGGCAAUGGUCCACCACGGCAAACCAAGGUGGUGAGCCACAGUACUUCUCCAGAAUGGAAAGAAGGGUUUACGUGGACCUUUGAUGUACCGCCAAAGGGACAGAAACUACACAUCGUAUGCAAAAGCAAGAAUACUUUUGGGAAGACGAGUCUCGGGAGAGUGACCAUCCAAAUUGACAAAGUUGUGAGUGAAGGAGUAUACAGUGGACUCUUCAGCCUUAACCAUGACAGCAACAAAGAUGAGUCUUCACGAACACUCGAAAUUGAGAUUAUCUGGUCCAACAGGCUAUCUGACGAAAGCGUGUGAAGGGUUAUGAAAUUCUUUCUAUGAAACAAAUGUGCUGAUAGAAGUCAGUCCCUGCAAGCAUUUGAAACUGAUCAAAGCGCGUAAACUAAUAAUGGUUGCAACUCAAUGACAUGCCGGGAGGUUGGUUGGUUUAACUGUACGUAUCCAUUUCCUUUGAAGUUCCAUUUUUGUAGCUUUGUAAGAUUUUGCUGCCUAAAGUGUAAAAUAUAGAAGGUGAAGUUAAUGUCUGAGGUGAGAAAAAUGCUGGAGGAAUUGGGUUCCCAUGAUAUGUAGGGAACUUCAAAUCUGUUCACCAGUUCCUUGUACAGGUCAGUCUGUAGGUGCUAGCUGUGUAAAAAUGUUACGAGAAAUCGACAUAAGAAUAGGAUUGGAAGGAUCCUUUUCAAAGAAAGUUCUUCUAUUGUAUUCCUGGCAACAUUUUUACAAAUACAAGUUACCACUUACAGUUCAAUAA